AUGCCCUUAACUGCCCCUUGGCAUCUCGGGCAAAGGCCACUCAAAAAUGCCCAGGCUUCCGUCCAGGGCGCGACAACUUGGGUUGACGAAAAGUUAGAAGAGACUAACGUGGGCGCCAUCAUAGCCGCUGUCGCGAGCGCAGCGCUCUCCUGGGAUACGGCCCCAACUUGGCCAUGGACCGUCACUGCAACAGUCUAUUCAUCAUUGAUACUUUCCCUCGUCUCAGUCUACACGGGGUGCCAGCAGCACAUUGCGGUUUUACGAUAUGGCAAGAAUGACAAUGGCAGGGAACGCAUGCGUCAAUUCCUCCGCAGCCAUUCAUUACAAGGUAUCGUCUGGUCGGUGCCGCUGAUACUUCUUAACAUCAGCAUUCUCCUCUUGAUCAUUUCUAUCUUGAUAAUCGUCUGGGCGCGGGUCGUAGAAGAGCCGACAUUUGGUCGAGAGGCGAAGAUUGCGAUUGUUUCUGGCCUCGCAGGAAUCUUUGGGCUGUUCUGCAUGCUACUGAGCAUGAUCCAGGGGGUAUAUAAACUCCCGGGGGAGCAAGUUAUACCAGGUAGUGAGCAACAGGAAGUUCCAACUGCUUCGGCAGGGAAUUCAAAGUGUCUCGGCGGAGGCGCGGAGGACAGAUUCAGGAGUGUGGAUGUGGUUUCCAACAUAGCAGUCUGA
Molecule: messenger RNA, 666 nt
Organism: Amorphotheca resinae ATCC 22711
Lineage: Eukaryota; Fungi; Ascomycota; Leotiomycetes; Helotiales; Amorphothecaceae
Exons: 3
Coding region: 1-666 (221 amino acids)
Source: RefSeq, a predicted model, not a curated record